CAUGACACCAGGAAACCUAUCAGAUACUGCAGAAUUUCUCCUCUUAGGACUCUCUGAGGAUCCAGAACUGCAGCCCCUCCUCUUUGGGCUGUUCCUAUCCAUAUACUUGAUCACUAUAGCUGGGAAUCUGCUCAUCAUCCCGGCCAUCAUCUUUGACUCUCACCUCCACAUGCCCAUGUACUUCUUCCUCUCCAACCUGUCCUUUGUAGACAUCUGUUUCAGUACCACCAGAGUCCCCAAGAUGCUGGCGACCCAGACACAGAGAAAAUCCAUCAGUUACACAGGCUGCCUUACCCAGAUCUGCUUUGUCCUGACUUUUGCUGGACUGGAAAAUGGAAUUCUGGUAAUGAUGGCGUAUGAUCGAUUUGUGGCCAUCUGCCACCCACUGAGGUACACAGCCAUCAUUGAUCCCAAGCUCUGUGGGCUACUGGUUUUGCUGUCCUUCCUCAUUAGUGUUCUGGAUGCCCUGCUCCACACUUUGAUGGCACUGCGGCUGUCCUUCUGCUAGAAUCUGGAAAUUCCACACUUCUUUUGUGAAUUAGCUCAUGUUCUCAAGCUUGCCUGUUCUGAUAUCCUCAUCAAUAACAUCUUGGUCUAUGUAGUGACCAGUCUUUUGGGUGUUGUUCCUCUCUCUGGGAUAAUUUUCUCUUAUACUCGAAUUGUCUCCUCUGUCCUGAAAAUUCCAUCAGCUGGUGGAACGUAUAAGGCUUUCUCCAUAUGUGGGUCACACUUAAUAGUUGUUUCAUUAUUCUAUGGGACAGGUUUUGGGGUGUACCUUAGUUCUGAAGCUAGUCACUUCUCUAGGAAGAGUGCAAUAGCCUCAGUAAUGUACACUGUGGUCACCCCUAUGGCAAACCCCUUUAUCUACAGCCUGAGGAACAAGGACAUGAUGGGAGCUUUGAGGAAUCUCAUCUAUAGAAUAUUCUCUUUACAUUGA
Molecule: messenger RNA, 937 nt
Organism: Trichechus manatus latirostris (Florida manatee)
Lineage: Eukaryota; Metazoa; Chordata; Mammalia; Sirenia; Trichechidae
Product: olfactory receptor 7G3-like
Biological process (GO): G protein-coupled receptor signaling pathway
Cellular component (GO): plasma membrane
Molecular function (GO): G protein-coupled receptor activity; olfactory receptor activity
Source: RefSeq, a predicted model, not a curated record